AGAAUUCAGUGAGAAGAUGACAGAAAGAAAACUGGAAAAAAAAUUCAGAAUUGAACGUGAAGUUCACACCGGCGCUGUUCAUUUCUCCGAGGCUGUUUGUGUGUGUGUGUGUGUGUGUGUGUGUGUGUAUUAUGUACGUGUGUGUUUUUUAGGGAGGGUGCUUCUGUUUCCUCAGGAUAACACAUCAGCAUCUGGUAGCAAAUGAAGUGCCGGUGGCCGACAUUCCAUCAGACCUGUCUGGCAUCUCUGAAGAAGAAACGCACACACACCCACACACACACACACACCCACACACACACUCGACGCUUCUGUGGACCCUCACACAUGGGAAUGGCACAGCAGUGAAGCGCCUGUCCACUGGAGCUGAAGGACGGUCCCACUGCCAUUUUGUUUCCUAGUGUCGAACCCUUCCGGAGCCAACAUGCCCAUCCUGAAGAAGCUCCCUGGGAGGUCCCGGAGUAACCUCAGCAACGGUGACGUGAUGCUUAAGAAUAACCAUGGCAAUAGCGAAACAGCGCUACAGAGUAACCCCGGCAACGGCGAACUCAUACUUCCACCAUCCAGCCUCAACCCCUUCGACGACGUGGACCUAGACGUAGGUUGGAACGAGGAAGAAGGCGGGGUAUGGGAGAGAGGGCGGGGCCUGACGAGGUCUUCACAUGAUGGUGAGGCACUGGAGAAUGAGCUGAAUGCGGAACUGCAUGGAGGGUUGAAGGUCACGGACAGGUCGAAGGGUAGCUCUCCUCUGAGAGGGACCCUGGAGCGCAUAUGUGGCUCGUCACCGCUGAAGACGUUGGGAAAACUGAGCAAGGGGCUGCGCCUGACUGGACGAAACGUGUGGAGCAACACCCUGCCGGCCACGCCCACUACCGGGAAGGAGAAGAAGAAGAAGAAGAAGAAUCAUAGGAGACCAUCCGAGGAGAUCAUGACCUUGCUGAGGCUGGCCGGGCGGAGGAAGAAGAGCGAGCGGAGGAAGAGUCUACCUGAGGGGGAGGUGAACGGUGAGGAUGACGAGGAUGCUGACCGUCGACCCUCGUUCCUGCGAAGCCUGAGCAAACUCCGUGGAGACUCUCUCACCAGCCGCGACUCCCAGGAGGCAGAGCGGGAGAGCCCAGAGGAAGAGACGCCCAUCAAACGUCGAGAGCCGCUCUCAGUCCUCGAAAUCCUGCAGCUGGUGAAUCAGCGAGACCUCCUGCUGGCCGACACCCACAUCCAAGAGUUGGAGAGAGAGUGCGAACUCGACCCCACACUUUUUCAAACCCCGCCCACCACCCCCACAACCAUUGCUACAACCCCUCCCGCUCCGUCCUCCCCUCUGUGGCUCUCCCUGGUGGGCCAGUGUGAUGACGAGACUCCAAGCGCCUGGGACGCAAGCUUGAGGAAAGUUAAAGAUGUCGAGUUGCUCUAUGAGGCACUGCAGAGAGAGAUGUGGGAUGUGGUGCGCGAGUCCCUACGGCAACCAUGUGCCGGCCCCCAGCUUGGCCUAGUCGUGCUUGUGAUCCAGCAGGAGGAGCACGCCGACCGCAUCUGGGCCCUGCGCCAGGAGGCUCAAUCUGAGCGCCGUGAUGGGGCCCAGCCUGACCUGCAUGAGAGGGCGCACUCUGACCAGUGCCAGGAGGCCCAGUCCAACCUGUUUGAGGGGGUCCGUUCCAGCAAGCGUCCCCGGAGGAUGAGGCAAAAGUGGGCGGAGGCAGUAGGAGAGGCUGCUGAUUGGUCACUGCCACAGCCUGGGGGUAUCACAGCAGGACAGAUGGGCACGUUCCUGGAUCGGCUAAGAGGCCGAGUGGUGGAAGACAUGGACGCGGUGAGGAGGAACGUGGUAGGAGUGUAUCCAAAGGAGUUCUCUGUGUUUCAGGUGUACAUGCAGAGCUACCACAGAGGCGUGGCCAAACGUCUCCGAACCAUCACUGCGGGGCAAGUGCAGAUCACCGAUAUCUACUCACUGCUCGACUGGGUCUACAACAUCUACAACAGGGACGUGCUGGGCACGGUGGGUGCUAUGGGGUCUGUAGACUGUGGAGCUCUCGAGCCACUGCUUCCUGCCGAGGUCAUGGACAGACUGGAACAAGAGUGUCUUGACACCAUCUGGGAUAAGGUAACUAUGGAGCUCUCUCACGUUCUGGAGGAUGAGGAGAAGCGAUGGACUCAGACGUUACACAUUGAAGAGUACCAGUCUGGCCUCGCACGGUCAAUCAUACAGAGGCUGAAGGUGGACCUGGACAGAUCGACAGGUGUCAGUCAGCCUUUGGGAGCUCGAGUGGCCCGGUGCACUCUCAAAGGGUUAGCCGACUUCCUCCACAGUUUCCAGAGAAAGGUAGAGAUGUUUCACGAGACUCAGGCGGAGUUCGGGGAUCGAGCUGAUGGUUACGUGUCCCGCACCAUCGCGCUGGCCAACUGCGUCCCUCCCUUCAGGAGCUUUGUGGAGCGCUGUCGGCAGUGUGACCCCCUCGGCAGUGAAGACUCCUCCCACAGAGCGCACUCGUCACUCGACCGCAUCAUCAACCAGUCUGUACGGGUUCUCACCGAAAGACUGUUCGAAAGCAUUAGGCCCUUCUUUGAUAAACUGCUCAGAAAGAAAUGGCUGAACAACACAGAGGCGUAUGAGAGCAUCGAGGCCUCCAUCAAACAGCACUUUAAAAAGUUCCGCAGGAUGGACUGUCCUCCCUAUCAGACUCUGGUGAACGAGGUGCACAGGCGGCUCAUGGUGGAAUACGUGCGUGCCAUCAUGAGGGGGCGGGUCAUCUGCACGUCACUCAAAAUGAGGAAGAGACUCGCAUUCCGGCUGCAGGACGAGGCCAGACAGCUUAAAGCACUUUUUAAAGACCUGGAGUCUACCUGUUCCUGGCUGGAUAAUGUGAUUGGUCACGUGGCUGACAUCAUCCUCCUGGAGGACACACCCUCUAUUCAGAUGGAGGUGGGAGUGCUGGUGAAGGAGUUCCCAGAUAUUCGGAGGAAGCAUGUCUCGGCUGUACUGAACGUCAGAGGGAUGGUCCAGCAGGCGGAGCGUCAGGAGAUUCUCGCCGUCGUCCGGGACUUCGAGACCAGCGACAACCCCACCCAUGUUUCCAGAGACCGCGCCUUGUUCUCUGAGAUCACCGUGGCGACGGACAUGCCCUGCCUGGGACUGGUUCUGAUCCGUUUUGGACUGAGAGUGUCAUCGUGGGUGUCGAGCGUCCGACCUCGCAGGAGGCGCCUCAUAAGGAGCGCGAGUCGAAGAGCAGAUGAUGCUAACGAACACGUCGCACAAGACAACCAAUAACAUCUCACUAACCAGUCAAGACGGUAGAUCAUAACCAGUGACACAAGACGAUACGUAAGAAGUCGGCAAGUCAGAAAUUAGCCUAGAAAAAAAAAACCCAUAAUGACUAGCUUAACCAGUAACCAAAUCAUUUCCAAACGCAUUCUGAUCCCAUAAUUCUGUUCACUGAACUUCUUUAAAAAGUUUCAACCUACGAGGGAGACCAAACCGUAUCAACACUCCAAAUGUAAGUUUCAUAGCUAGCUAAAAAUCGGAUUCGUGUUUGUAGAUUGCCAAAAGUCAUUCCCUAGUUAUAUAUUAGUAACUAAUGUAAAACUUUAGCAUAAGGCGUUAACCUGCUAGUUAGCCUCAGUUAUCUUGUUUGGUAGAAAAUUUUUUUAAAAAGCAUUUCAGGAUCCAUCCUCAGGUACGCCAAUAAACUAGCGAGAAAUACAGAAAUGUAGUGUACAGGCAGCGUGCUAAAAGUUAAAAGGCAAAAUAAUAA
Molecule: messenger RNA, 3743 nt
Organism: Ictalurus furcatus (blue catfish)
Lineage: Eukaryota; Metazoa; Chordata; Actinopteri; Siluriformes; Ictaluridae
Gene: exoc3l2a
Product: exocyst complex component 3-like 2a
Exons: 13
Coding region: 422-3259 (945 amino acids)
Biological process (GO): exocytosis; exocyst localization
Cellular component (GO): exocyst
Molecular function (GO): SNARE binding
Source: RefSeq, a predicted model, not a curated record